GGGCAGUCACACAAUCGCAAGCCUUUUGCAGGCGAGGCUGGGCGCGAUGGGAGAGGAGCGCUCAGUGCUGCAUCUGGACGGCCGUGCGGCUCGUGUUGUGGCGGGCAUGACGAGAUGCCGCCUGUGACAGCGGUGUCGGGGUGAUAAUGAACGCCUUUAGUAAGUGCUGGGAUGGAUGAGGAAGGUUUACCGUCAGCGCGGAGUGGAAUCACAGCGUGCCGUUGCGCCUCUUGGCUCCGCGAUGGUGUCACCUCUGUGCGCUUUUCCCUCUGCUAUCCGGACAGGGGACACUGGCAGAGAAGUGACACACCGGCGUCGGAAUUUACACAAUUAACAGUCUCAGAAUAGACGGACGAGGGAGCAGAGGUACUGUCAUGGAGAAACAGAGCAGAGUCAAGGAGGAAAUGCCGACAUCGAAGGACGAAAAGCGCAAAGAGAAGAAGCCCAGAUCUGGCAAGCUUUUCCGAAAGAAAUCGUUGAAGUCCGUGGGGAGCUUUAUGAACAGAAUCAUCAAAACUUUGGGCACUUUCACCCACUUUGGAGACGGCGAUGUGCAUGACGCGGAAGACGACGACGGGGGGUUUCGGAAUGGCGCACCUUGCACCCUCAGCGCCAGCUCGGGAAUCAUCAAAGAAGAUGUGCAGGUGGCUUGGGACCGCGUGGCAAAAAACACUUCGAGCACGUCUUCUUCUCUGUGCACAGGCAGAGAAAAACUCCUUUACCAUUACGGAGACAAAAUCCCAGGUGUCCUGGGGCUGAAAAACCACGGGAACACCUGUUUCAUGAACGCCGUGGUCCAGUGUUUGAGCAACACGGACCUGCUCGCAGAGUACUUGGGCUUGGAGCGAUACAAGCUGGACCUGAGUCACACCAGAAUUAACGGGAUGCUGAGAGGUGACGAGACGCGGCUUGUCAAGGGAGAAGUCACGGAGCAGUUGGCAUCACUUGUCAGGGCUCUGUGGACCCUGGAGUACACCCCACAGCUGUCCGUGGACUUCAAGACUGUAGUGUCCAAGUAUGGAUCACAGUUUCGUGGUAAUUCCCAACACGACGCCUUGGAGUUCCUCCUGUGGCUGCUGGACUGCGUCCAUGAAGAUGUCACUCUGGCCUCCCACAAUAACAACAACAAGACCAAAGCUCCCGAAAAGGGCCCCGGUGGAGCUGAGGAGGUGCUGUCUCCUGACUUGUCCCAGUCCCAGCAGCCUGGAGUCCAGCACAGCUUUGUCCAGGAACAUUUCCAGGCACAGUACAAAUCUUCACUGACAUGCCCUCACUGUCUGAAACAGAGCAACACAUUUGACCCUUUCCUCUGCAUCUCACUCCCCAUUCCUCUUCGCCAGACCAGGCCGCUGUGUGUGAUCCUGGUGUUCAGCACCAAAGGACAGAGGUUCCUGCGGGUCGGGCUGGCUGUGCCUCUCUUUGGGUCUGUGGCCUACCUUAGGAGGAUGGUGGCUGACGAGGGAAAACUUUCCCCAGACCAGGUGAUCCUGGCAGAGGUUUACUCCAUAGGUUUCCAGCGCUCCUUCUUUGACGAGGAGGAUCUGACCAGCAUUGCUGAGAAUGAUGUCAUCUACGCCUUCCAGGCUCCGCCCCUCUACAUCAGAGGAGGCUCUGCACGGAUCUCAGGUUACCAUCACAGCCUCCCAUCGUCCCCAUACUCCACUGGUCCUGAAGGUCAGAGGUUACCCUCAUCUGGGACGUUGUCAUCAGAGUUCCUCAACCAGGGCGUCCCUGUAAAGAUUCUGCUGUUGGUGUGCAACGCUGCAGGCGCCGGCCAACAUGCUGUUAGGUUUGGGCCUCCAUUCCUAAUGAGGGAGGACCGGUCUAUUUCCUGGGACCAGCUGCAGCAGAGCAUCCUCAGCAAGCUUUAUUACCUGAUGAUCAAUGGAGCUCAGGCACAGAAUACCAGAGUGCUGUUCAAUGUCCGUGUGGUGGGAGGAUCAGCGUUUUACAGCUACCUGUCACCUCAGGACGGGCGGCCACUUUACCACCCUGCUGUCGACAGAGCUCUGAAGCUCUGUGGCUCAGGAGGACCUCCACAUGUGAAGCUCAUCAUCGAGUGGGAGCACAGAAUCAAAGACUGCCUGUUUGGAAACAUUCAGGAGGAGGUGGUGAAAGAUGCAGACAGCGUGAGGAAUCAGCAGCAGCAGCACGUCCAACAGUACAGCUGCACCUUGGACGAGUGCUUCCAGCUCUACACCAAAGAGGAACAGCUUGCCCCAGAUGAUGCCUGGAAGUGUCCUCACUGCAAGCAGCUGCAGCAGGGCAUGGUGAAGAUGAGUCUGUGGACGCUUCCAGAUAUCCUCAUCCUCCACCUGAAGCGCUUCAGACAGGUGGGAGAGCGGAGGAACAAGCUCACCACAUUCGUGCACUUCCCCCUGGCGGGCCUGGACAUGGCACCUCACAUGGUGAACCGCAACCACGGCACCCACCCGCCUCCUCUCCAGCCUGGCUGGAAAGCGUCCAGGCGACCUGAUCUGGUCCCUCCCGACUUCCUGUACGAUUUGUAUGCUGUGUGCAACCACCACGGAGGAAUGCACGGUGGACAUUACACAGCCUUCUGUAGGAACUCUGUGGACGGUCAGUGGUACAGUUAUGAUGACAGCAGUGCCGAGCCAGUUCCAGAGGCGGAGGUGUGCACACGUGGAGCCUACAUCCUCUUCUACCAGAGGAGAAACACCAUCCCACCUUGGUCUGCCAGUUCCUCAGUCACUGGGUCCACCAGCUCAUCCACUUCUGACCACUGGCUGGUUCGGCUGGCGGGGGACAGUAACAAGGACAGCGUAGUCUCAGGAGGACCCAUCCCUGGACCUCAAGGGCCUAUACAGGCCCCAGAGUCUCCUGAGCUGCCAGUGUUUGGGGAGGAACCCCUAAAAACAGUAGAAACAAAUGGGUUUGAAGCAAAGCCAUUUGUCCGUGGGACCCAAGGCAGGAGUGUCAGCAUGAGAUCACCAACUAAAUCCAAGGAGGCUCUGAGCAAAGUUCUGCCACUGCGGUGGUCUUUUGCCUCCAAGGACCGCAUUAAACACCCAGUUCAGACCCAGCCUGGAGAGCUGGUGGAGUACCUGGAGUCUGGGCGUCGGCCACGAUGUACCAAAGACCCUAUCAUCACACUGGUGGCCACCCCACCACAAAGGAAUGGCCAGGCAAAAUCAUUUGAAGUAGGACAUGACUGCAGCUCGCCUAGUGGUAGCAGUCUUAGUUGUACAGAGAGACCCAGCUCCGACACAUGCUACUCCCCUAAACUACCAGCUGGACAGAGCAGACCUUGUGUGGAAAGAAUCAUCAACCAUGGAGUCUGUAACAACAGCAGUGUCAAAGCUAGAGAUUAUGGGUCUCUGAGGCAGAGGUCAUCUAAGAAAGUAAAGCAGGACCAGGGCAGCCCCCUGGACCUCCAGAUUCAACUUCAGAAAGGAGCCAUUCUAAUGGGUCAUAUCAGCCACAGUGCACCCCCAAGCAGAGAUUCCACACUGAGAAAGAACAAGGUCCAAACCGGGGUGACAUACAGGGCACAAAAAGACUUGCUACAGAUGGUCCUUCAGCCUGAUGAAAGGAGAGGGCAGAGGGCGCAGGAGGGCCGCAGCCACGACAGCCUCUUGUCUUUUUUCAAACCAGGCUUCAUGAAGAAAGACAUGCCUGGCUCACCAAUCAAGGGACAAGACAGGCGUCUGAACGGCCACGGACAACUGGGAAAGCUUGCAAGCAGUAAUUUAGCCAAACUGUCACUCUCCAAUGGAACUCUGACCACAGUGGCACAAGAAGGGAGGAAGGCCAAUGUCACCCCAAGCUGUGACGCCCAUAACUGCAAAGUACACCUAGUGAACGGACAGGCUGGGAUUCACGACCCAGUAGACAUUAAGCGUGCUCACAGCUCUAGUAACAUCCAGACCAAGCUGGAUGUGACGUUCCGCAGGUGUGCCUCCCUGCAGAGGAACGGCGAUGUAGUGGCACCUCCAGCCCACCGCAUCCUGCUGUCGGACAAGCCCGGCUACUCCACCCUGCAGCGGACUCGUUACAGCACCACCUCACUGGUGCCUCUGUGACUGUUGAACACUUGGACCUCUCUACUGAUUCCUAAACACGGCGCCCAGAGAAGCUCCCAGCAGGAGGCAUCGCUGGAAAUAAAGUCUAUCUUCUCGCUCCCCUUCAUAGUACUGUUAUAAGUUCUUACCUGUGUGUGUCUUAAACUAAAUCUAUGCAGAGCUGAGUUAACUGAGGAGAAAAACCGCUGUAAGAUUUGUUUUCCCUUAUUUUGUUUUAAAAGCAGUGUGCUGUUAAUACAUGGAUUUAUUUUGACCAACAUUUGAAAAGUUGGUUAGGUGAAUUGGAAUGUUUUUAGCCCAUUAUACUUUGAGAAAACCAACAUCUGUUCAGAAGGCAGGAAAUCAACCUGAACAUGUUUGUUAUGCAUUGGAAUCCAUUCAGCUCAUACAGUUUACAGAUAAUGGAUUAUGACACAUUUAACAUGUCAGAUUGUUAAAAAUUGCAAAAAGUACUAACAUCUGCAUUGUAAAUGAACUGCUACAACAUAAUUUUCAUGUUAUAUUACCAGUGUGCUUUCUUUAAAUCAAAUUUCCAUAUUUUGCUGCAUGGGCAGGGCUUACAUUGCAAGUUAAAUUGUUAUUGCAGGAACAAUUAAAUUGAAUCAUACUGGCAGCAAGCAGAGAUUUAUUUCUGUGUUUCAGGCAAUAAUUCAGAAAACAGUCUACGACUUGUAACACAUCAGACUGCUAAACCAUGGGAGAGGUUUGUGGAUUUUUAUUUGUUCUGACUAAGAAAUCUAUUGCCCACCCCUGAAGCUUGCAGAGCAAUAAAAGAGCACUUCUGUAUUAGCACCUCUGCUUAGCGACAAUGUGAAUUUUUAUCUGUUCCACUGGAGUUGGGUUUUAAUUGUUGCCCAUUCGAAGCAAGGCUCAGUUUGAGGCAGUUCUCUCAGUUCUCUCGUGAACAGAGGAUUCACGCUUUUUGAACUGAACACCACCCACAUUUAUUCUUUCCCCUGCAGCCAGGGGAGAUGUGAUGAGUCCAAACGGUAAUCUGUGCUUCGUCACAUUCAUCAGCUGUUAUCAUGUAGCCACCACAGACGGUGGAGCAGGUCAUGAUGCUCCCAACGCCUGUUUAAUGUUUUCACAGUCUUCAGUUGUAACCACAAUUUCUGUGUCUGUUCAAGGCUCUUUUGUUUACUUAUGUGUUGUAAAUCUGUCACUGGGGUUUGCUGGGGAAUGUAAAAAUGCGAGCCUAGAUCGUUAGCGUAUUCACAUUUCAUGUUGUGCCAUUCAGCAUCACUGUUUAACAACACUUUACCAAAAUGAAAUGAUAGUGAAUGAAGGAUGUUUCUGAGACAUUAUUUGGGAAAUAUAUUUUAUUAUUAACUUUUUUAAAAGUCUACAUUUUGUACCUGAUGUGUAAUUAUGUAAUUUAAGUACCAGAUUAAAACUGUAUGUUUCAGGUUACUCUUUAAAGUCGGAUUAAUGUGAAUUGGAGACGACACACGAAGGUCCCUGUCCUGGACUGUCUAUAAUGUCUGCUUGAUGUGCUGCAAGUUUUAUGGAUUGCAAAUUAAACACAACUUUUCUCACAAAUGAA
Molecule: messenger RNA, 5586 nt
Organism: Scatophagus argus
Lineage: Eukaryota; Metazoa; Chordata; Actinopteri; Scatophagidae
Product: ubiquitin carboxyl-terminal hydrolase 43-like
Exons: 16
Coding region: 375-4043 (1222 amino acids)
Biological process (GO): protein deubiquitination
Molecular function (GO): cysteine-type deubiquitinase activity
Source: RefSeq, a predicted model, not a curated record